UUUAUCUCUCCCAUGAUGGCUGGUGGUCAUGGACAAAAGAGAGUGACUCCUAUGCCUUCUAAGCAAAGCACUCAAAAAGAAGUCCCAAUUUCCAAAAGAAUGAAAAGUACGCCGAACCAGAAAAUUGUAGCUAGUGAAGAAGAACCAGAAAAUCUUAAAAAGCGUCCAACCAUGGGUAUGGAUAAAUUUUUGGAGACACAUGGGAUUCAUUUGGAAAGAGAAGAUGACGAUUUUGAACCAAGUGCUGAAAACGAAAGAUCUAUUCAAGAAAAGCAACAAAAUCUUAGGAAGAUAAAUACAAAAUCAAGUUGUCAAGCCAUGACACUUGAUACAUUUUUGGAGACAAAUGGGAUUCAUGUGGAAGGAGAGGAGGAACAUAGUGGAGCAAAUGCUAAUGAAGUUGGAGAUGAUGAUGAUGAUGAUUUCUCGGAUGAUGAGGACUAUGUUGGUGAAUAUGAAGAUGCAGUUCUUCAUGGUGAUGACAAUCACCUUAUGGAAACUAACAAUGUUAAAGAUACUCCAAAGACUAGAAGGACACGAGGAAAAACAAGGUGUGCUAAAAUUCAUGCAAGAAGUUGGGAAGAAAGAGAAGAGGUGACUUUUUAUAAAGGACAAGCAGUGGGACCAACUCCAAGAAGAGUGAAUGAUUUAACUUACUUUAUUGGAACAAUGGGAAGGAAUAGUGAUUUCAUAACAUUGAUGUACACAAGUUGGAAAGCUGUGCCCCUCAAAGUCAAAAAGCGCAUAUGGAAAUAUAUUAACGUAAGUGUUUUAUUUCUCAUAUAUUUUUUAUGAUCUGAAAAUUUUCAAUUUCGUAUGGCUUAGCUAUAGUUUUGUGAAAAUAUAUAGCUGCUGUUUUAUGCUGCAGUUGUCUUUGUUUUUAGUGUUCU
Arachis ipaensis is the source of this 890-nucleotide messenger RNA. The record is from RefSeq and is a predicted model, not a curated record. Lineage: Eukaryota; Viridiplantae; Streptophyta; Magnoliopsida; Fabales; Fabaceae.